UUAGACCAUUGCAAGCUGAAAUGGGUCAGCGUUUAGAAGGUGGAAGCUUAAUUCAUCGCCCAAAUAUUCUGUCUCGUGGAGGACAGCCAAACUUCCCUGUUGAAGCAUUAGCUAAGCAGGGAGUAUCUGUACAGCAGAUUACUGUGCCGAAAGAUGUAAGCAUCCCAACCAACUCUGGUGAUGGGAAGCCAAUUCUUCUCAAGUCUGGCCAGUCAGUGAUGGUCAUCAAAACUCAGAAAGGCAUCUACCUUCGUCUCUCUGAUGGCAAAAUUGUUGCCAUCCGUGUUCCUCCAGGAAAUGGUGAGAGCACAAGAGUUUGUCUGCCUGGACCCUUGACUGGUUUACUAAGCACAGCAUCUACUAAUGGCAAAUAUCAGUCCAGUGCAUGUAAUAGCACAGAAAAAUGACUUGAAGAAGAUGAGUUGGAGCAACAUCUUACAAGCAGGUAUUAAUCAUGUGCCCAUUGUUAUUACAAUGCCAUACUUUUACUGCUCUCAUUUGACUGCAGUUGCAUUAAAGUUGUAAAACAAAAAUAUCCACCUCAGUAACGUCUUUCUUGAUAAUGUGUAAUAUUGAUAAUGAGAGCAGGAUAAGAGUGACAUAUUUCUUAACUUAUUUGGAAAUUGAACAAGGAGAUUUU
This is a messenger RNA of Penaeus vannamei (Pacific white shrimp), 640 nucleotides long. Lineage: Eukaryota; Metazoa; Arthropoda; Malacostraca; Decapoda; Penaeidae. The record is from RefSeq and is a predicted model, not a curated record.